Rhinocladiella mackenziei CBS 650.93 is the source of this 1401-nucleotide messenger RNA. RefSeq lists its product as uncharacterized. The record is from RefSeq and is a predicted model, not a curated record. Gene Ontology annotation, biological process: positive regulation of mitochondrial translation. The transcript has a single exon. Lineage: Eukaryota; Fungi; Ascomycota; Eurotiomycetes; Chaetothyriales; Herpotrichiellaceae. The coding region runs from base 1 to 1401 and encodes 466 amino acids.
AUGCGCCCGGUGUCUAUCCGCCCAACCCUGGGUCUUGGGAAUCAGCAUCUCUGUGCCAAUUGUCGAAGAACUGGCUAUGAGAGUUUCAGGCAACCUGGUUUCCGACCACUCCAUGCAUCGCCAAUUUUCCAGCGUCCCCGCCGCCGUGAAUUCUUCUCCUCGAACCCUUUCUUAUUGAGUCAAUCGGCGCAAAAAAAAGAGGCACAAGAAGAUGAUCCAGGCGUCGGAUCGGCCACAGUACAAUCACAUAAACGCAAAACGGCACGUUCUCCAGGCACCAAAACGUCUCUAAGAAGAGUGGGAUUAGAGGCACAAAGAUCAAAAGCGAGGAACCUGGUCAAACCGGACGGAAGGAUUCAGGAUGACAUUGGGACGCCGAAACUUGUCACCGCAUAUGCCGUUGCAGAACAGUUCGAUCUGAGCAAAGUAGUUGACAUCCUUCGCAACAAAGGCUACGAACCAGAUCCAUUGAGCACCGGUCUCUUCCCACAAGUCGUUCAUGUGCAAAUUCCCAUCUCGUCCAUCUACCGAUCCACAAAUCCUUCUGCCAGAGAUCUGUCAUCCACCGAGGUCGGUGAUGUUUUCAUCUUCCCUUCCGGCACCCUGGUAACGUGGGCUCUGCCGGAGGGGUUCACGUCGUAUUUUGCGACCCGUACCCUUCUCCCCGCAGCGGACAAUCCUCACGAGGAACCAAUUGAAACCGAGGAUUUAGACUACAUCGAAGAUCCCAAUCGUGAGCACAGCCUGAUCCGCGGCGACACGAUCAUCCUGGGCACGAAGAAAUCAGAAAGCCCGGCGCAGGAUAGUGAGAUUGACGACCAGUCCGAAUCACAGUACCAAACGGUGGACACAGUCCUGACGAAGAUUGCCUUUUCUUCAGGUUUUGCACGAAGCACAAAGCUAGCCGUCCUCGAAACUAAUCUAUCCACCUAUCUGGCAUCCACAGCCGAUAUCCCCGCGUUGCUGUCCAAAGGCUCACGUUUGCCCUUCAAACUCUCCCGUCAAUUCAUCCUGCGUAAAACAGGCCAACUGCUCUUGCUACGCGCCCAGCUGAACCUGUACUCCGAAUUGACGGACUCUCUCCCGGAUCUUUUCUGGGAUUCCCGCCACGAGCUCCACCUGGAAACCUACUAUGACCAAGUUGGGCGGGCUCUUGACGUUGGAAUUCGGAUUAAAGUGUUAAACGAGAAAAUGGACUACGCCGCAGAAAUUGCGUCAGUGUUGAGAGAGCGUUUGAGCGAGAAGCACGGAUUGUUUCUGGAGUGGACGAUCAUUGUGCUCAUCGCAAUCGAGGUUGGGUUUGAGGUUUUGAGGCUCUGGAAAGAGGGCUUUUGGGAAGAGGUCUGGGAGGAUAAAAAGAACCAAGAAAAGGAGGAAAACAAGAAGAGGAUCUUGGAGUAA